CCUCGAGUAAGACCCGGGGAAAGAAGCCAAUCACUAGGAACGCCAAGGCGGCGCAGACCAUCUGCUCGCGAGGGUAGCGGAUUAUCGGAUGACGCUACUACAUCGGGUGAACGUCAACGAACUUCCUCGGAACCACCUCAAGGCGGAAACAGGCGACGCCGGCAGGGAAGUGAACCGGAUCCAGACGGUGAGUCGCGAGAAAGAGGAACGCCAUCACAUCCGGCUUGCGGAGAAACACACCGGGGAAGGGGCUCGGGGGGAACGGGUACUCCGGGUGCCGAUGACGGAGCGACCAGGAACGGGGACGCUGGAGGAAGCAUGGAACCUGGCGCCACGGGGAACAGAAGCGAGCACCCUCGUUCCAGUACCAGAUGCGGAGUGUGCUCGGGUGAGGGUGCACGGGUGCGGGGACCAACACUCUCGGAGGGACAGCCUGGAGGCGGCGGUUCAAGCUGACCCGGGGCUGCAGCUACGAGCUGAAAGACUGAUAAGGGGGUUAAACGACGAACCCCACGGAGCACGUCCGCUGUACAUCUGGAACCAAGACAGUCCGGGAAUAGGGCCUGCUUUGGACGAUGUCAGCAUGGAUGAUCUCUCACUCAGGUUCCAGACGGUGAAGAAAGUUCAACCUAGGUUUGCUUCCGACCAUGCCCGUCUCCAAACUCACGUGCUCCACCUUGUUAACAAGCAGCUAGCAGAAGGCGGCGGAGCUUCCUCGGCGACCGGGACCCCACUUUCCACUAUCCGGGUCAUCAAACUUUGGUACCUCCUACCAGGUAUUCUGCACUCCUUUGAUGGUCGGAUAGCUCGAAAAAAACGCUACAACUCGCUCAAAAGAGGGGAUAUAUCGUCCGUUCUUCCUUGGCUGAUUGAGUAUACCAAGGCGGCGAGUGCAAGGAGCAGGGGACCGGCACGGGAAGACACACCCGACGACAAGUUCAAAAGGGCGGCGAGGGCGUGCCGGCACUCUGGAGGCGUGAAGGACGCAGCAAGAGCGCUCCUAGCCGAUCAACCGUCACCGGGGAACGACGAGACAUGGGCACGUCUGAAAGCCAAAUUUCCGCAUGAGGAUCCCGUACAAGUGGAGCAGGCCAUCGCCGAAGCCAUAGCUGCAAGCCGCACCGAGGAGGAGGAAGGAAGCGCCCCGAGAUGGAGGCCAGAAACCGAGUUCGAUCCACAAGUACUCCUUCAAGUCAUCAACAGCAGAAGCUCUAACUCUGGAGCAGGAAAUGACGGGCAACGUUUCUCCCACCUUAAGUCCAUCGUCAACACUAAAAUUGGUCGGGAAGAGUUCAGCAACGCGAUGUCGUCCCUUUGGAGGAGGCUCAUCAACGAUCCCAACGCGUUCCCACCGGAGUUCUGGACUCUUUGGAAACAAUCCAGUCUAAUCGCCCUCGGUGAAAAGUGCCGUCCAGUGUGCAUUGGAAUGACUUGGAGAAGGCUGAUUGCAGCGGGAACGGUCAGGGAGUGGAAACCGAAACUGGAAGAAAUAUUUCGGGAAGCGGACCAAUUCGGAGUGGCGGUAGCUGGAGGAGUUGAACAAGUUGCGAUGGACGCACAACUGGUUCAUCAGACAGGUCAUUGGGUAGUCCAGACGGAUUGCUCAAAUGCCUUCAACACGGGAAAGCGCACUNUGGAUCUCGUGGGGUACAUCGCCAGGUGUUACGACGAAAUCCCGGCAAAGGCGAUAUACACGAUGGACUCCGGAGAGCGUCGGACGAUCGAGUGCAAGAGCGGUGUGCAGCAAGGAGAUGGAAUGGGACCGCCCCUGUUCUGCUUCAUCCUAGUCCCGAUCGUCUUGAAGCUUAGAGCCAAGUACGACCACCUCGGGGUAUGCUUGAAAGCUUAUAUGGAUGACAUCAGCCUGCACUUCAAAAAUAUCACAGCGGAAAAUGUUCAGGCCUACCGAUUGCGGAGGNAGGUGAUACCGGACCUCGUCGACGAACUAGAAGCUGUGGGCAUCAUCGUCAACAGGGGGAAGAGCUCAGCGCUUCCCCCACCAGGGCACGACGUGACGCCAGCAGAAAGGAGGCUACUUGGCGAUGCAGGCCUACCGAUUGCGGAGGAGGGCAUCACAGUUGUGGGAGUCCCCAUUGGGACGGAUGCCUACGUCGAGCCUACGAUUGCGGAGGAGGGCAUCACAGUUGUGGGAGUCCCCAUUGGGACGGAUGCCUACGUCGAGGAUAUCGCAAUGAAAGUGAUAACUGAAGGGGGUGCAGACAAGCUUGCUCGCAUGCUGGUGCGCAUGCCAGACAAACAGGUGGCUCACCUCGUCACAUCACAAUCGCUGACACAGCGAUCCGGAUAUAUCGAGAGAGGCAUCAAUCAUAAGCUAGUGAAAGGGGCUUGUAAACGCCUGGACAAUAUGGUGAUGUGGGUCCUAGAGGCAACGAUGGGGCUCAGAGACACCGAAGUCGAAGAAGAGUUCUUCCAAGACGACUGCCAGCCUGACCGCUUCAAGUUAAAGCCCUAUCAACAAGCCCAGGCGCGCCUGUCGACAGGAGCCGGAGGACUAGGAUUACCAGCAGCCGUUAUGCGAAGGUUCUCAGCUUCUCUGGGCAACCUAGUCGGCACCCUUCCUGCGGUUAUAGCCGCGUUACGGGGUCCAUUGGGAGAGUCGGUGAGAGUUCGGAUACCGGGAACCGUGUUGGUGGAGCGGAUGGGGGACGCUAUCAAAGAACUAAACCAGGAGCAUGGAGUAUCGGUGGAGAUUCUGAAGGGGAUCCUUCCCCCGUCAUGGGUUGAGUGGGCCUUAGAACCGACAGGAGAAACCGGAAGGCGUCAGCCCACCGUUGCAGAACUGGCAGCACACGAUGGGGAAUCUACUACGCCGAGGAAAGCCCAGCACAAACUGGGCAAGGCGAUUAACAAGAUACAACUUGAAAAGUUCAUGGAGUCUCUGGAGCACCUCCCCCAGGAGGCGGUACCACCCACGCGGGACAACCCCUACGGAGGUCAAGAGGCCAGGAACAUGGCAUACGCACGAACGAGAAGCUCGCAAGGGCAAGGGGCACACGCGUUCCUGAGAGCGGCUCCCACCGACCGAGCUAGAGAGAUUCCAUCGAACGAAUUCGUCUACGCGACGAGACGCGCCUUGGGAGUUGAAGAAUUCUUGGCGGAAAGAUGUCCCAGGUGCCACAGAGGCAGGGAAGGCGAGAUCAUCACAACGGUGCACGCAAGGACCUGUCCAAGGGACGGAACACAGGUCAGCAUGCACGAGCCGUUAAAAUACGCACUAUCGAGAGCGCUCAACGGCCUUCGCGUCAAACACGACGUUGAAAGCGGGGCACCGUUCACGGGGGAAAGAAACCUGAGCAUGGACAUCGUCAUCAGGCCAGGAGCCCUCACGAACGCAUCUUCUCCGGGGUACCGCAACAAAGGAAUACUCCUCGAUGUCACACACGCAGACCCGCAAGCACAGGUACACUUGCGGAACGGCAGCGCGACCAGCGAUGGAAUCGCAGCCCAAGCAUCCGAGGCGCGAAAGCGUCAGCACUACGCUCGUCCGGGACACGUGUCCUUUGACGAACGCAGCUUUAAACU
This is a messenger RNA of Ectocarpus sp. CCAP 1310/34, 3543 nucleotides long. Lineage: Eukaryota; Phaeophyceae; Ectocarpales; Ectocarpaceae. The record is from the annotation of a GenBank genome assembly.